Messenger RNA from Stegostoma tigrinum, 3502 nucleotides. RefSeq names its product neuralized E3 ubiquitin protein ligase 2 (gene neurl2). Gene Ontology annotation, biological process: intracellular signal transduction. The transcript has 2 exons. Bases 115 to 912 code for a protein of 265 amino acids. The record is from RefSeq and is a predicted model, not a curated record. Gene Ontology annotation, molecular function: ubiquitin protein ligase activity. NCBI's taxonomy places the organism in Eukaryota, Metazoa, Chordata, Chondrichthyes, Orectolobiformes, Stegostomatidae.
UGUGUAGGCUUCUGUUAUAUCAGUUUCUCCAUACCAGCUGUCAGCCUCUGACUCAAUACGUAACAGAAAUUCCUACUGUGGUUAAAAAUAGCAGAAGCAAUAAGGAUCAUAGAAAUGGCUGCAGUGUCAGAUUCGUAUGUACGCUUCCACAAUAUCCAUGGAACCAAUGUGAGACUGGAUGUUUCUCAGACUGAGGCGACAAGAACAGACAGCUUUGGCAAUGGGAUUUGUUUCAGUGAAGAGCCUCUGGAUCCUGAUAAAAUUUUCCUUAUAGAAAUAGCAGAGAAAGAGUUAGGGUGGUGUGGGAAUGUAAGGGUUGGUUUGACAGCACACAAUCCAAAAAACCUAGAAUCAGUUCCUGAAUAUUCUCUUCCUGAUUUAGUAAACUUGGGAAGCAGUUGGGUUUUUGCAAUAACCAGGAAUCACAAUAAGGUCUCCACUGAGGAUCAGGAAUCCAAUCCUGCUCCACUGCAAUGCUGUUCUACAGAGGCCUACUUGCAAAUUGGAAAAUGUAAAAUCCCGAAGGAUAAAUUGAUCGGAAGAAGCAGGCCAGGAAGGUACAGUCACCUCUUGGAUGAACUGUAUAAGACAAAUAUUCUUCCUGCAACUGCCAGAGGAAGCAGAGUUGGGGUCUUGUAUACCACUCACGGUAAUAUGGGAGAAAUGCACAUUGUCAUCAAUGGAGAAGACAUGGGUCCCUGUGCCAGAGGAAUCCCCAUUAACCAGCCUCUCUAUGCUGUUGUAGAUGUGUUUGCUUCCACUAAGACGGUGAGGAUUAUACAAGUGGACUAUGGUUUACCAUCCCUACAGACACUCUGUCGUCAGCUUGUUCAGAAAUGCAUAAUGCAUAGACUUGCCAUCGACUGGCUAGAUCUACCUGACCCUUUAAAGGAUUACUGCAAAUAUGAAUGAUUGUUGUUGAUAAAUGUUGUUUGGAAAAAAUAUUUGAUUUUGGCUUAUGAUGAAUGUAGUAAAUCCUUUGCUUUUAUAUUAGCGUUCAUGUUAGGAAAAUCUCUAUUUUUAUGAUUCAAAUGGUUUAAAAGUAAAGCUUUUAAAUUAGAAUAAAAUUUCCUUUAAAGAAAAGAUAUUGCAACUGGUUUAGGAAGUUGUUUUACAAAAAAUAUGAUCAAGUGCAGAUGUGCAGGAAUUACAAUUCUAAAAUGAUGUUCUAUUUUGUUGCUGGGAAUGGUGAUAAAAAUGCAUUCACACCUAUGAUUGUGAUGGCUACUUUGGUCUCAUGACUUUUGGAAAAUGCUUUGAAGUUGGAGUGUUAACCAGAGAGGCAUUAUUCAUGUAGAUCUCUCAGCUAAAAAGAGUGAAAAGAAACAUGUAAACAUGGGUUUUCUUUCUGGAACCAGUAAAACUAGUAUGAGCAUUGUUAUUUCCAUACACAUUGGAAAUAGACAAUGCUCAUUCAUUUGGGCACCACACUCAGAGGGCUAUUUUGAAAGGGAAAAAUCAAUGGUUUAAGUCUCUAUUUGGGAUUGCAUCCUGACUGUGAUAUUGCCAUGGUAUAGAUUGUAGCAAGCUACCAUGUCAUGUGGGAUUUAUCCAUGAUUUUCAUGUAGAAGCAAACAGACUCAGCUUGAAUGACUGUGAAGAGGCAACUGUGCAUCUGCCAUGAGCCAGAACAAGGGGCAUAGUGACUAUUAGGAAUCAGAGAUAUUCCUGAUCUGAAGUAAUGAAGCAGAAUUCUGAAUGGUACCCAUGUUUGAAACUGCUUGAUUUUGUUUUCUUCAUUCAUUCAUGGAAUGAGGGCGUCGCUUUCAGGCAGCAUUUAUUGCCCAUCUCAGUUGCCAGAAGGCAAUUGAGAGUCAACCACAUUGCGGUGGAUCUGGAGUUACAUGUCGACCAGACCAGUUAAGGAUGGCAGUUUCUUUCCCUAGAGGACAUUAGUGAACCAAAUGGGUUUUUCCAAUAAUCGGCAAUGGAUUCAUGAUUAUCACUAGAUCCUUACUUCCAGAUUUUUUAAGUGAAUUCUAAUGCCAUCUGCCGUGUUGGGAUUCAAAUUUAGAAUAUUGCUUUGUUCUCUGGAUUAACAGUCCAGCAAUAAUACCAUUAGCCCAUUGCCUCCUGAAUUAAAAUUAUUAAAUCUGUUCAGCAAAGUCAGUGGAAGAGAGAUUGGUAGUCACAAUCACUCACAGAGAAAAAGCUGAGAAAGUCUGACUGCCCGACUAAGAAACUGGAGAUUCAAAAUCAAUUCCAAACAACCGUGAGGUGCUGCGGUUUGGACUCAGGAAAAGUUAAGGAACCCUCAAGAUGUUGUAGAAUUUCAAGGAAUCCUUAGGUAGAAAUGAAAAUAAACCAGCAAAUAUUCUAUUGAGAUUAACAGGCUUAAAUAAUUUAUAAAGUAUUACAAUAAAUUUGUAGUUCUUGCCUUUCUGAUUCUUGUGCAAUAAAAGCUUUUAUUUAAAACAUUAAAUUUUGUGGGGGAAUUUGCAAUAAGUUACCGGAAGUUCAAAUUUCUUUUUAAAAAGUUAAUUGUCUCCCUUGAAAUCAUAUCAUCCAUGUAACUUAUUCCUUCAUUGCAACUUCCUUUCCCACCCUUCUUUUAAAAUACACAAUAACAUAUAAUCAUAUACAGAAUAUGAAAAGACAUUUUGAAAUAACAGCUUAUUUAUUCACCAAGGUUAAAAUAUUUGAUUUGGGCUCAUUUUAUGAAAAUUACCACACCUCACUAUUACUUCCGAAUAGGUAAUUUGUUCUUGCUUCACAGAUUUUAAUUGCACUUGUUUCAAUUUAACUGCCUGAUCUUUCUUGAUCAGUGGGUCAGGGAUUAUCCUUCAUCUGUAGCUCCUAAUAAAUUUUGGCAUCAUCACACUUGUUGCUCUUGGUCUCAGUCAUCACUUAGCAUCUUCAUAGUUGUGGCUGACUGUAUAACUACAAAACCUAGAAUAAUCUUAUUAUUGUGGUAUGCAAUUAGAAACCACAAGUCAAGUGAUGGUACUGAUAAUUUGAAGAACAAGAGAUUCAACUGUCUAUACAUUAUUAAAGAAUUCAGAGGGCCCAAUGCCAAUUUGUUGAAAUAACCUGUGAAAGUGCAACAAUGAAAAUGCAGCUUUUCUUAUGAACGCCACAUUAGAAAACAAGUAAUAAUGAAACUCCUGUGGAAGUAAGCAUAUGCUGAGAAUCAAGAAGAGGAACCUCAGAUUUUAUUAACUCAACUUCUGAGGAGGCCAGCAAAAUAUACAGAUUAUGUCAUUAUCUAAUUUACAACUGUCAUCUGGAACUCAAAGAUAAAACACCAUCUCAGAUUCACUCUGAUGGAGCUCAUGCAAAUGUCUUUCUUUAGUUUUGAGUAAUAUUUUAUGUGACAACCGUGUAACUGACGAGGAAGCUGAUAGAUUUGGGAUUGAAACUUCUUGGAAACUUGAUAUAUAAACACUUGCUUAUACAAAUAAGGUUUAGUUCCGAUCUUGAUUAAGCAGACAGGCAAGUGCUUUCCACUAAAGUUGUGAAACUCAGGUUGUUUCAAAGGACACAGUGUGUAUCUAUGGUGAGU